This is a messenger RNA of Anopheles stephensi (Asian malaria mosquito), 2207 nucleotides long. Its product is annotated as putative polypeptide N-acetylgalactosaminyltransferase 9. The record is from RefSeq and is a predicted model, not a curated record. Gene Ontology annotation, cellular component: Golgi apparatus. Bases 373 to 2091 code for a protein of 572 amino acids. Lineage: Eukaryota; Metazoa; Arthropoda; Insecta; Diptera; Culicidae. The transcript is spliced from 2 exons.
GCAGUUGGCCGGCAAACCACCUCGACGGCUUCAUUAGGUCAUCCUUCCCACAUUUAGUUGUUCCUACAGCAGACAACAGUAUGCGCGGUGGUCUCCAUCCGUACACCGCUGAUGACGUUUUUACACUCGUUCAUCAUUUUUGGUGGUCCGAAAAAAAGUAAAACAGCGUAACAAAUGAAGCUACUGAAAAGCUUCAUUCGGCAGAACAUUUGUCUGGUUGAGUGUCUGGAGUCUCUUGUGCGGCACACGUAGCACUUUGCGCUUAUCAUUGUAAAUCUAGGUCUAGUCUGGAGGUAGCUAUGCGCACGAUCGCAUCGUUCACGUUUUGGGCGCACUAAAGCAGAACGACUCUCUACAUUGCAAUUUAAAAGAAUGGCAUCGUUGCUUACUGCGAAGAAUCUGUUUUUUGUGCUAGUGUUUUCGUUGAUCGGCCUCACCUACUGGAUAGUGACAGUGGAACGUGACCCCUCCAACGAUACUGCUGCCUUAGAAGAGGAGCUCAUGCUGAGCAAUGCUAGAGAUCCAGCACGUGUUUUCGAUCCGAACGGAACUCCGGGAGAUAUGGGACUGCCGGUGAUCUUGCCAGAAGAAUUGUCCCCCGAGGUAAGCGCACUCGUGCGCAAGGGUUGGAAUGAACAGGGACUCAACCAGUUCGUUUCUGACAUGAUCCCGCUACGCCGAAGACUUCCGGAUGUACGGGAUGGUUGGUGUCGAAGUGAAGAGCAAGCGAGAAGAGAACGUAACAUUGGACCAGGAACAUUGCCACCCUCUGCAAUAGUGAUCGUGUUCUACAACGAAGCCUGGUCGGUGUUGCUGCGUACCGUGCAUUCGGUCAUCGACAGGACACCGACCGAGCUUAUCGACGAGAUUGUGCUUGUAGACGACUGCUCCACAAUGAGCCACCUAAAAGACCAGCUGAGUAGCUACAUAGCCUCACUGGACAAGGUACGCUUGGUCCGAUCCUCCGAACGGAUGGGUCUUAUCAGGGCGAGGCUGUUUGGGGCGAAAUCGACCACGUCUAAUAUCAUCACAUUUCUCGAUGCUCACUGUGAAGUUAUUGAAGGUUGGCUGGAAGCGUUAAUCGCCCACGUUGCGUCAGACGAAACGAUGAUCGCCAUACCGGCUAUUGAUUGGAUCCACGAGGACACGCUUGCCUUAAACGCACAGAACUCAGUCAAGUACUUUGGUUCGUUCGAUUGGUCCCUCAACUUCCAGUGGCGAGCCAGAGAGCAACGGAUAAAAUCCGCAUCCAAAAACGGUACCGUUUUCAUCCAUCCGGCUGCGCCCUACGACACACCCACCAUGGCUGGAGGACUUUUCACGAUUCACCGAACGUAUUUCCAGCGACUCGGCUGGUACGAUGAAGGAAUGGAAAUCUACGGCGGUGAGAACAUGGAACUUUCCUUCAAGGCGUGGAUGUGCGGUGGAAAGCUCCAGAUAGUGGCCUGCUCUAGGGUAGCACACAUCCAAAAGCGUGGCCAUCCUUACUUGCGCGAGAUCGUUGGAGGUCUGGCGCUGGUCAGGCGCAAUUCAAUACGGCUCGCAGAGGUGUGGUUGGACGAAUACGCAGACUAUUACUACGAAACGUUUGGAGGACGUUCGAAGCGCGGUAACUUCGGGGAUGUAUCGGCACGGAAAGAAUUGCGUCGACAACUUCAAUGUAAACCGUUCCGCUGGUACCUCGAGCACGUCUUCCCGGAACAGUUCGACCCGAGCAGGGCUGUAGCUCACGGAGAGAUACGUUUCGAAGGUAAGACUCAGUAUCCGCUGUGUCUCGAUUGGCCAACACAACUGGCACUGGUCGGAUGUCAUGGUACCGGCGGUCACCAGCUUUGGUACCUCACGAAGCAAGGUGAGGUGAUGCGAGAUGACAACUGCCUCGAUUACGAUGGGAAGGCGCUCACAAUGUACCGAUGUCACGGUAUGGGAGGCAAUCAAGCGUGGAGCUGGGAUCCGGAAACGAAGCUGCUCAAAAAACUCUUCUUCGACCGUUGUCUGCAAUGGGAUCGGGACUUUUCGCUUCAAGUUUGUGAUCCGAAUGAACCGAACCAGAAGUGGAUGAUGCACAACUUCAAACCAAACAAUCUGUGAUACGAUAGCGCUUAAAAAAAAACACCUCACAGGACUCAAGCCAGCAAAACAAAUACAAACACACUAUAGCAAUGAAUGAAUUUAGUGUGGCAAAUAUAACUGACCAACCAAACAAA